This is a messenger RNA of Microthlaspi erraticum, 1227 nucleotides long. NCBI's taxonomy places the organism in Eukaryota, Viridiplantae, Streptophyta, Magnoliopsida, Brassicales, Brassicaceae. The record is from the annotation of a GenBank genome assembly.
AUGGCGUCGGUGGCAUCAUCGCCGAUUUCCUUCGCCGCCUCUUUCCUCAGAAUCAAAUCAUUCCCUCUCUCUCCUCGCUCCUUCCCCGUCCGUACACUCCGUUGCGCUCUCUCUUCCUCCACCUCCUCCUCUGAGCCCAUCGAGUUCGAUAUCUCCUUUGCUCCUUCCAAGCCGACACCUUCCUCCACUCUCGGCGGCGGCGCAUUCCAGCAGCUCUUCAUCCCUUGGAUCGUCCGCGGUGAAGACGGAAAACUCAAAGUCCAGUCUCAGCCUCCCGCCCAAUUAAUCCACUCUCUCGCCGAUGCCACCACUCAAAACCCGAAGAAGAAGACCACAAAGAAGAAACCCCAAACCGCAUCCGCCGCCGCAUCUGCCUCCACCUCCGUCUCCUCCUCCCCGGCUUCACGUUCAGAGCCAAAGCUCUCCAAGGCGGCGCGUAGGUUCUACAACGAGAACAUUAAAGAGCCUCCUCAGCGUUUGAGCAAGGUUCUCGCUGCUGCUGGAGUUGCAUCGAGAAGAACCUCUGAAGAGCUUAUCUUUGAUGGAAAGGUUACUGUCAAUGGUGUUCUCUGCACCACUCCACAGACUCGAGUCGAUCCAGCGAGAGACAAUAUCUAUGUUAAUGGGAAUCGUAUUCCCAAGAAACUUCCUCCAAAGGUUUAUUUUGCUCUGAACAAGCCUAAAGGAUACAUCUGCUCUUCCGGAGAGAAAGAGAUCAAGUCUGUUAUUAGUUUGUUUGACGAGUACAUGUCCAGUUGGGAUAAAAGGAAUCCGGGGACUCCCAAGCCUCGUCUUUUCACUGUUGGUCGUCUUGAUGUUGCCACAACAGGAUUGAUAGUAGUUACAAAUGAUGGAGAUUUUGCACAAAAGCUUUCACAUCCUUCAUCUAGUUUACCAAAAGAAUAUAUUGCUACGGUUGCCGGUGAUGUACACAAACGGCACUUAAUGACCAUUAGCGAAGGGACAAUGGUGGAAGGAGUCCAGUGUGUACCAGAUUCAGUUGAGCUAAUGCCAAAGCAGCAUGAUAUACCAAGAGCACGUCUACGUAUUGUGGUUCACGAGGGGAGGAACCAUGAGGUCAGAGAACUAGUGAAAAAUGCUGGCCUUGAGGUUUACUCAUUAAAGCGUGUCCGUAUAGGUGGAUUCAGGCUUCCUUCAGAUCUUGGGUUAGGGAAGCAUGCGGAACUGAAGCAGAGCGAGCUAAAGGCAAUGGGUUGGAAGAGUUGA